This is a messenger RNA of Akanthomyces muscarius, 1116 nucleotides long. RefSeq lists its product as uncharacterized. The transcript has a single exon. The record is from RefSeq and is a predicted model, not a curated record. The coding region runs from base 1 to 1116 and encodes 371 amino acids. NCBI's taxonomy places the organism in Eukaryota, Fungi, Ascomycota, Sordariomycetes, Hypocreales, Cordycipitaceae.
AUGAGAGCUACUGCCCUCAUCUCUGCCGCUCUGGUCACUGGCGCUCAUGCCUGGACCUACCCUGAUUGUGAACAGGACAACUGCUAUCUCAACUUGAUUGACAAGCGCUACUCAGGCGAGGCUCCUGGCUUUUGCAUUGGCUGGAUCGCCAGCACCACCACUGACGCCGCGGCCAUUCCUACCCACUACCGCAACUGCCCUGACCUCAAGGCUCUCUCAUCGGCCUGCUCUUGUGUGGCUUACACGGCCACGCACACCUCAUCCAUCACGCGCCAGACCUUGACGAGCACCCUGCCGCCGCUGACCAGCAGUCGCACGUCUCAUCCGGUCAUCUCAAGCUCCGCAAAGACCACUCCCACCACCCCGAGCACGCCUGCAACUAUCUCGUCCGAGUCUCGUGUCACUAGUAGCAGCUCGACUGCUUCAGACGACGCCACUAGGACGAAGACCUCGACUUUUCCUCUUGUUACCAGCAGUUCUACCAAGUCCCAGACUUCAGCUUCUCCUAUACCAAGCAGCUCGUCUGAGGUCACCACUAUUACCACUAGUAUAUCCACCAUCACCAAGACCGAUACUUCUGCUUCUACAGUCUCUAGCAGCUCUUCCGCGUCUCGGAUUAUCGACAGCACUCCCAUAACCACCGAGCGUUCUACCACACGACGGACUUCUGCAACCAUCUUCACCACCACAGCCAAUACCAUUAUCAAUUGUGCCGCUACGGUCACCAGCUGCCCUCGCGAGUCGACAACUGUUCUCACCUCCAUCAUUCCUGUGUCAACGGCCGUCUAUCAUACCAGUAGCGCCGAAGCCCCCACUCCUCCUCUUGAGUCCUCUCCCAAGGUUUCCGCUGGUCCUUUGCCGUUGCCUCCCUCUACGUCUUCUGUCUGCCUUGCCGGGCAGAACCCCGGCAACGACGGCAAGUGUGUUGCCGAAAGUGUUCCUUUCAGUCAGGGAACUCGCUCUUCUACCACCACUAGCCAGGCGACUACUCCCACCCCUGCUCCCACGGUCCCCACCAGCAACGUGCCAUCCACGGUCACAGCAGGUGCUGGCCGCUUUGGCGGCAAGGCCGAUGUAAUCGCUCUCGGUAUUGCCGCUGCUCUGUUCUACCAGUAG